Messenger RNA from Amaranthus tricolor (Joseph's coat), 1298 nucleotides. RefSeq names its product protein GET1. NCBI's taxonomy places the organism in Eukaryota, Viridiplantae, Streptophyta, Magnoliopsida, Caryophyllales, Amaranthaceae. Gene Ontology annotation, biological process: tail-anchored membrane protein insertion into ER membrane. The record is from RefSeq and is a predicted model, not a curated record. The coding region runs from base 414 to 938 and encodes 174 amino acids. The transcript has 8 exons.
UUUUUUAAAAUUAUUUUUUUACAUUCUUUAAGAAAAAUUCAGAAACAUUUCUCUCCAGAUCAACUCCUCUCUCAUCUUUUUGUUGAUUCUGUUCAUCACUCCAAUUCAACAUUUAACUCUUAAAUUAACGCAUCCCUCAAAUUUCUAUCUUUCUUCUCUCAACGCUAAUCAAAUCAUCUGUAUUUAGGGCUUAUUCAAUUGUUUAACUUUGAUUGCAACGAAUUAGGGUUUCGUUAUAACUAAUAAAUUAAAGGUUGAUAAAUCUUCUUCAAAAUUUCAGGCAUGCCGCAUUGGAUAUGAAUAAAUGUUGCAGAACUAGUAAUAGAAUGUUAUAAACAGGCUGUUUUCCUGGUGCAUUCUGUGUCACUUAUUCACAAAUUUCUACUGAACUUGAUUGACGAAGAGAGACUGCGAUGGAUGAUGAUGCAAGCAGUUUGGCCGCUCCAACGAUCUUCAUUCUUGUUGCUCUUCUUCAGAUCAUUCCCAGAUACUUUGAGAACCAGAUUAGGAGUGGAGGAGCUAUGAGUUCUGAGGAAAAGAGGCUCCGUGCAGAAAUAAAGCAGCUUUUAAAAGAAGCAAGCUCCUUGACACAACCAUCAACCUUUGCACAAGCGACAAAACUUAGGAGAACAGCAGCAGCUAAGGAAAAAGAGCUUGCAAAAUAUCAAGAACAACAAAUGCUGGAGAUGAAAUCAUCAUAUGAGCCAUAUAUGAAGUAUGUGACCCCUGUUAAGGCAUUGAUUUAUCUUUUGCUGGGAGUCUGGUUUUGGAAAUACCCUGUUGCAGCAAUAUCCAAGGAGCUUGUGCAACCUUUUGGAAAGAUGCUAUCUUGGAAAUCUGGUGCUACUUCAAAUGAUAAAAUAAUGGUCGGUAUAGUUCCUUGGCUGAUAUUAUGCACCAGAGUAAGUAAGCUAAUCUGUCGGAAAAUCAACAUAUAAGAUGUUCAAAUUUUACGUGGUACGGUGAAAAUUUGUCUAAUUCGGAAUGUAUUCCCUUGUGAGCACCUCAAAUAUCGAUGGGAUCACGUUGCUGUUUUCACCGACUACUAGAAGUUAUGCAAGGCAGAAAAACUCGAUGUGAAGCUGAAAUGUGACUUCGAAUGAGCUUCCCUGCUUGGAAUGAUCUUGAUGUCUUGUCCUUUUUAUUUAGUCUUGUUUUGCGAAUACAACUUUGGUUCACGCUUAUUCACAUAUUCUACGAACCCACAGCAAAACAUCAGACUUGGGCUGUCGUCUGUCGUGUUCUCGAAUGAUUUUGUUGCCUAACUUAUGAGCUUAUGAAAGGGAAACGUUACGAUC